AUGGCCUCUGCGGCGACAGCUGAGCUGGGUGUGGACAAGAGGCGGGUGCGGGAGCAGGUCAAGAAGGCGCUGCGGCAGCUGAGCGCGGAGCAGAUGGCAGAGGAGAGCCGCCUGAUUGCGGCGCGCAUGCUGGCCAGCGCUGCCUUCCGCGACUCCCCCCAUGCUAUCAUCUACGUGCACUGCGCCAAGCUGCGCGAGGUGGACACAACCGCCAUCCUUGAGGCGGCCAUGGCGGAGCACAAGCGGUUGUACGUGCCGCGGGUGCAGGACAAGGAGGCCAACAUGCACUUCCUGCACCUGGACGGCUGGGGCGCGCUGCAGGAGGUGCCACCGUUUGGCAUCCGCGAGCCGCGGCCCACGUACGACGACGGGCGGGAGCGGCAGGACGUGCUGCUGGUGGAUGAGCCGCUGGAGCUGAUCGUGAUGCCUGGGCUGGCGUUUGACCGGUCCGGCCGCCGACUGGGCCGCGGUGGCGGUUACUACGACAAGUUCAUCUACUCGGCACAGGACCGCGCGGCGGCGCGGGGUUGGGCGCCGCCGCUGCUGGUGGCACUGUCGUUCCGGAGCCAGCUGGUGGAGCGGGUGCCGGUGGAGCCUCACGACGUGGGGGUGGAUGCCAUCGUGACGCCCGAUGACGUCAUCGCCUGCACCCCCGCCGGAGCCGCCGCCCUGCCGGCGUCGAGCGUGUCGUAG
Messenger RNA from Chlorella variabilis, 693 nucleotides. RefSeq lists its product as hypothetical. Gene Ontology annotation, biological process: folic acid-containing compound biosynthetic process; tetrahydrofolate interconversion. Lineage: Eukaryota; Viridiplantae; Chlorophyta; Trebouxiophyceae; Chlorellales; Chlorellaceae. The transcript is spliced from 5 exons. Gene Ontology annotation, molecular function: 5-formyltetrahydrofolate cyclo-ligase activity. Bases 1 to 693 code for a protein of 230 amino acids. Gene Ontology annotation, cellular component: mitochondrion. The record is from RefSeq and is a predicted model, not a curated record.